This is a messenger RNA of Puma concolor (puma), 1542 nucleotides long. The record is from RefSeq and is a predicted model, not a curated record. Lineage: Eukaryota; Metazoa; Chordata; Mammalia; Carnivora; Felidae.
ACGUGGAUAGUCUUAGGGGCACCACGCAGAGAAUUUUGGUCUCGAUUCAGGGUUUACUCAAAGCAUUACUUGAAGAAUCUUCAAGGUGCCACAUUGUAACAAUGAUUCAGCUGACAGCUACCCCUGCAAGCACGCUGACUGAUGAGCCAGUGCACAUCCGAGCUACAGGCCUGCAUUCCUCUCAGAUAGUGAUUUUUCAGGCAACACUGGAAGAUGAAAAGGGGAACCUGUUUAAUUCUCAAGCCUACUAUAAGGCCAGUGAGGUUGGUGAGGUAGACCUGGAUCAUGCUCCUUCACUUGGAGGUGACUAUAUAGGAGUCCACCCCAUGGGUCUCUUCUGGUCCCUGAAACCUGAAAAUUUUUUAACUAAAUUGAUGAAAAGAGAUGUGAUGACUAGCCCCUUCCUGGUCCAGAUAAAACUUUAUGAUUCAAAUUUACCAUUAGCCCAGAUUGCUGCCACUGAUCCAAAAGUCAGCGUGACUUUGGAGAGGUGGUACAGAGCACCUGGUGUCACACGGAUCCAAGUUCAAGAAGGCCACCUUCGGGGAGCCCUCUUUCUCCCUCCUGGAGAGGGCCGUUUCCCAGGGGUAAUUGACUUGUUUGCUGGUAUUGGUGGGCUGAUUGAAUACCGAGCCAGUCUCCUGGCCAGUCAUGGCUUUGCUGCGUUGGCCUUAGCCUACUGUGACUAUGAAGAUCUGCCUUUACACCCAGAAAAAAUAGAGUUAGAAUAUUUUGAAGAAGCUGUCAACUUUCUCCUGAGACAUCCGAAGGUCCUUGGCCCAGGCGUUGGGAUAGUUUCCAUAAGCAAAGGAGCAGAGAUUGGACUCUCCAUGGCUAUUCACCUAAAACAGGUCAUAGCCACCGUGCUUAUUAAUGGACCCAACUUUGUAUUUAGCACUCCACAGGUAUAUCGCGGUCAAAUUAGUCAGCCCUUGUCCUUCUCUCCAGAGUUAGUAUCUAUCAAUGCCUUAGGGUUAGCACAGUUCCAGUAUUGUUUUGAGGAAGCUAGAAGUAAAGCCAGUGAGAGCUUUUUUCUCCCCAUUGAAAAGGCCCAGGGACAUUUCCUCUUCAUUGUGGGAGAAGAUGAUAAGAGUAUCAACAGCAAAGCAUAUGCUGAGCAAGCCACAGAACAGUUGAGGAGAAAUGGGAAGGACAAUUGGACCCUGCUAUCAUACCCUGGGGCAGGCCACAUGUUAGAGCCUCCCUAUUCCCCACUGUGCUGUGCCUCAAAGCUCUCCAAACUCCACCUGUUCAUGCAGUGGGGAGGAGAGGUGACCCUGCAUGCAGCUGCACAGGAGCAUUCUUGGAAGGAGAUCCAGAAGUUUCUCAGGAAGCAUCUCAUUCCAGUUGUGACCAGUCAACUCUGAGAAGAGAAAAUGUUCCUGAGAAAUAGAGAAGCAAUAUCAGACCUUCACUUGAUUUUCAUGGAACAAUGUCUUUGACCUCUUAUUGCGGGAGGUUAUAAUAAGAGAAAGCAAGAGGAUGGCAAUGGUCAUGUCUUGACCUGGAAAGGGAAAAGUGGUUCCCACUUAAUCCAGCAUC